AUGAAUGGCGCGCGACCUGUCAAGGUUACGGUACAACCACUCGUACUCGCGAAGGUGAUGAGCAUUUCGUCCUUGGUCGCACGAGGUGACAAGAACAUGCGCCAUCUGGCACCGAGCGCUCAUGGAUCAGAAACCGGCAGCGGCGGUGGCGGCGACGACGACGACUAUGACGACGAAUUCUUCAGGGAAAACGCUGACGAGAAAAAGCCGGACAUGGAACCAAAAUCAGGAUCUUGUUCUUGCUAG
This is a messenger RNA of Necator americanus (New World hookworm), 246 nucleotides long. RefSeq lists its product as uncharacterized. The coding region runs from base 1 to 246 and encodes 81 amino acids. Lineage: Eukaryota; Metazoa; Nematoda; Chromadorea; Rhabditida; Ancylostomatidae. The record is from RefSeq and is a predicted model, not a curated record. The transcript has 2 exons.